CACUUAAUGCCGAGGAACAAAAAACCCUGAUUCCAUUCUUCCUUAAAUUUAACUACAAUCAGACGCCACUUUUGUUUGAGUAUGGUGCUUACUUGGAAAACUUUAACUGCAGUUUACUUUUUAGCGUAGUAUAUACAUGGCUGAAAAAUGAAGGUCACAAUGAGGAAGAAUACGGCUACAGAUGUCAGGCGAUAGUGAGGGCAAUCACCAAAAUGUUAAUGCGUACUUGUAGGAAUCUCAAGUCUCUGAACCUAGCGUCGGCGGUCGAGGUUCCAGAUUCGAGUAUAUUUAAGUCGAGUCAAUACGGGCUAUCAAGAUUAGUCGAGUUGGACCUUUGUCUCGAAAAUAAUUCAUCUACAAAUAAACAAGCAUUGGAAAUUCUGAGCUACCUUUCGUCUCUCUGUCGUAGCCUCCGUAAAACAUAUUUUAUUAUCAGAGAAGAAAUUAAUUCCUUGCCUAAAGAGUCCAUUAACUCAUUGGUUAGUUUAAUUGAGAACCAACACAAUCUCAAGAUUUUUAGUCUUUAUCAAGCAGAAAAAAGUGCUAGCCGGAUCAUUUCAUCACUUCAAUUCCAAAAAGAUUCGUUGGCAACUAUUCUCUUCUCCAGCAUCAAUUUUAACAAUAUCUCCGAUAAUUCUUUGGAAGUACUUAUAAAUUGCAAAAAUAUAGUUCAAAUGAAACUCGCCUACUGUGGUAAUAUCUCACCAAAUCAGGUCGAAAUAUUAUCCAGAUCACAGUUUUCCCUUAAAUUUCUAAUCUUAUAUCAAAACAACAUAUCUUCGGACAUUAUUUCAGCAUUAAUCACAAUUUGGGGUUCGAAAUUAAAAAAUUUGGAUCUCGAUCAACUUACCCGAGAAAUUGUUGAUUCUAUCACAAACCAUUGUCAAAACCUAUCUAAUUUGACCAUCAAAGGGUCGUUCGAUAACCUCGAUUUAAUUUUACCGUGGAUAAAGGGGUCACACUUAAAAGCAUUUAGCUUGGAAAGAACGAUCUUCAGAGGAAGGGUAUAUGGAAAGGAAGAAGUGGACCCGGUAUUCACACGUCUGGGGAUGAAUCUACCUAAUUCGUUGAAUUACUUGAGGAUCAAGGGGUGCAAGUUGAUGGAGAAUGCGCUUGAACAAAUUCUGAGCGUUUGCCAAUUGAAAUUAUUGGAAACUUUAUUAAUUCAACCUGUUAUGGAGCCCAUUGAAUCGAGGCAUCUCGAGUACAUCCGAGAUUUUUUGAGGCAUAACAGAAGUGUCAAAAGGGUGGAAAUCAACUUCUACAAUAUAGCAAAAGCUUGGGGGAGCGAGGAAGAGAGGAUUUUUAAUGAAAUUAAAGGAGAACUCGGCAUUGAAAUCAUAACGACAGAAGAUUUUACUUAA
This is a messenger RNA of Acaulospora colombiana, 1364 nucleotides long. The record is from the annotation of a GenBank genome assembly. Lineage: Eukaryota; Fungi; Glomeromycota; Glomeromycetes; Diversisporales; Acaulosporaceae.